CUAACGCUGCUCUCCGGGCAAUGAGGAGUGCUGGGCAGGGGCAGGAACCGCUUUCCUUUCCUCUGCAAGAAAACAAGCCGUGAGGACACCUAAGGAUGUGCUGCCCAGAUGUGUUUCCCACCUCCACCUUCCUCCUAGGACUCAUGUGCUUGACAGCUUUCAGCAACUUUGCCAAGACUUCUGCAGACUUCUCAGGUUACAUGUCACAGGUACUAAAGAAUUACACUGACCAUGCCUGUGAUGGAGAAUAUGUGUCCCUGAGAUGUCCCCACAGAACCACCAUCAGCAUCCAGUCUUCUUUUUAUGGCCGAAUUGUACCAAGUCAUCAGCUGUGUCCUUCUCGCUAUCCCCACUCCUAUGCAACUUUAAUUAAAGAAGAUGUUGCCUGUUCAGUUGGCACUUCUCUUCAGAAGAUGCUGGAUGAGUGCCAGGACAGACGGAGCUGCCAGUUCCUCGUCAACAGCCGGCUGUUUGGGACAGAUCCCUGCCCCGGGACCGGCAAGUACCUCCUCGUGUGGUACAAGUGCAGGCCAAAUGAAUACAAGAGUAAAGUAGCCUGUGAAGAUGACAAGCUGAGGCUGAGCUGUAAGAAGAGCAUGGUGAUAGCCAUUUACUCUGCUAUCUUUGGGAGGACACAAGGAGGCAGCCUGGAGUGCCCAUACCAAAACCUAGGGAUGCCCAUGAUUGAGUGUCAGUCAGCUACUGCUCUCCAGCUCAUGAUCAAGCGCUGUCACGGGAAAAGAAGCUGCAGCAUAUAUGCCAGCACCUAUGAAUUUGGAGAUCCUUGUUACCCAGGCAUCCAAAAGCAUCUUAAUGUCAUCUACACCUGUGUUCCCAAGAAGCUCCUGCAUGAAACUCAGGCAGGACCAACCAAUCAACAAGGGUAUCAGAAGCCACAUUUUCCGCUGCAGCCAAGAGUGUUUGACCCCGAUGUUAUAGGGGACGGCGUGUUCCUUUCGGAUGUCUCUCCUUCCAACAUAGAGCGAGCUCUCCCAGCAGAGAAGAAGAAGGGGAGGUCAGCCACUUUCUACCCUGUAGACAACACCCCCCUCCUGCUCCCUGUGGAUGAGACAGAACCGCCAGGGCUCAGCAGCAGCAGCAGCAGCAGCAGCAGCAUGGAGCCCGUGGGCGUCGGCACGGAGAUGGCCCUGCUCAGCAACAUCCUGGCAGCCUAUGCCUUCAUCACAGAAAACCCCGAGCGGGCCGCGCUGUAUUUCGUGUCCGGAGUGUGCAUUGGACUCGUGCUGACCCUGCUGGCCCUGGUGCUCCGGGUGUCCUGCCGGACGGACUGCAAGCGCUCCUCCUCCAAAAAACCUCCUCGGGAGCGGGAGAGCGACAGCGACAGCAGCGACAGCGACGACGACUCGGACACCACGUCGGACCUGUCUGCCCGCAGGCACCGCAGGUUCGAGAGGACUUUGAACAUGAACGUGUUCACCUCGGCCGAGGAGCUGGAGCGAGCGCAGCGGCUGGAGGAGCGGGAGCGCAUCAUCCGCGAGAUCUGGAUGAACGGGCAGCCCGACAUUCCCGGCACCAGGAGCCUCAACCGCUACUACUGAGCCUCGGGGGCUCCAGCGCUCCUGCCCGGCUCCCCGGGCUGCCCCACGCCUCGGAGAGGAGAGGGAGGGGACAACACAACACGGGCGUCCCCCCUUUUCCCAUCAGGGGUGCCAGCUGGAGCGGCGUGCAGGGACAGCCGUGGUGAUUCCCCGCCUCUCUCUCCCUGACAUAUUGGUAUCACCCCUCUUCCCGGACGCUUUCUGGUUUCAAAGAAGUGAUUGCCAACUUCAUUUCCGAGUAGCAGGCAGGGAGGUGACAAUGGCAGCUCCCCCGUGUGGGAUGUGGCACUGGGCGCACCGUGGUGUGAGGGCUCCUUUCCUGGCUGGACAGGGAGGCUCUCCAGGAUCUGGUCUCCAUUUAGGAAUUUUUGGUUUCCCUUUCCCGAGGACUGUGGGAGAAUUAUGAACAAAAUGACAACUCUGGAAAGAUGAUUUGGGGGAGGUGCAUCCUGACCGAUUGUCUUGUGACUUCAGAAGCCAUGAGAUUAACCUAAUUAAAACCCAACAGCAAAUAGGACUUGUUAGGAACUGGGGGAUGGGAGGGAGGGGGAUUCUUCCAUCGUGAAAUCAUCUCGGUGCUUGGAUGUCUGCCAUAGUGUGUUCAGUUAUUUAUGGCUGUCUUUUCAUCUUCCUUUUCAAUGGGAACAUUUAGUUUUUUUACUGACACCUCAGGGAUAAAAUCCUAUUAUUUUUUUGAGUCUGCUCUCCCUCCUGGCCCCUGUCAAACACAACCCAACCCAUCUCCAACAGUGAAAUUCUGGUAAUGUAAGAGAUGUGUCAGUCGCUAGUGAGAAGUUAACAACCUCAAAGAGGUUGAAAAAGGUUUUCUUUUUGUUUUAAAUAUAUAUAUAUAUAUAUAUAUAUAUUUGAAGAUGCUGCACAGGAAUGUGCCUUAUUCUUUUUUUUUUUUUUUUUGUUGUUGUUGUUAAACUACAGUUUUCCUAUGGAUAGCAAUGCACAAUGUUUUAUAUAUUUUAUUAAAAAAAUAAAAUUAAAAAAACCUCUGUGUUUACCAGAGGAAAACCAACACAGAAGAAGCCAUGUCUGACAACAAAAUGGGUAAUAAAUGCUAAAUAAACUCUGGUUUGCUUCAAUACAAUUGAAUUUGCAUCCUCAGUUUUGGCAUAGGUGUUGCUUGAGGGAGAUCUUUGGAAGAGUAGCACACCUCUGCAAGCAAUCAAGGCGGAUGUUUUCAGCAUGCAGGGAAGUGGCAGCACUUAUUUUUUUUUGUCUGCAGCCCAUCUAUCAACUUCUGUGGUGCACAUGGGCAGGAGAGCUGAACAACGUGUUGGUUACUCAAGGAGCCAGCUCAACGUGAUUUCAUGAUGCUUUGAGUCUGUCCUCCAUACUCAUAUCAUACCUGGGCCAGAAGUAAAUGUUAAAUGAACUAAAAAAAAAAAAAAAAAAAAAGAAAAAAGUGUGGAAGAAAAGGUGCAAUGUUUUAGUCCUUCUUCAGUUGUCCCCUGGAAUUUUCAAUGGGGCAUCACCACCCCCUUCACUCCCCAAGCAGCAGUUCACAUCACCUCAGCUGAAGAACUUGGUGUUUCUCACAUCUGCACGGCACUGCUGUAGCCUGCAUGGCUUUGGGGUCUGCUCCUCUGUCAUUUAGGCACGGACAUAUUAGUUCCAGAAUCUUAAGGGUUUGCAAGGAAAAUAGAGAUCAAAAGCUCUGACGACCCAGAGCUUUUCCCAAGCUUUAAGGAGAGAUGGAAAUGGGUGGACCUGCCCACAAGAUGACUGAGGAUGUUAUAAGGGAUGGUGUGAUGUGCCAAACAUCUGCAUGGUGGCACAUCAUGGCACUUGUGGCCUUCUUGGCACUCUUUGGGAUCACUGAGGCUUUUCCUGUGAUGAGGAAAGCUGCAUUGGGAGUGCCCACAAAUACUCCUCGUGGCUCUUGCAGGGUGAGAGCAAAGCUGAAUACCUGCAGCUGGUGGCACGGGCACUGUCUGGGGUCAGGCUGGCUGCUGAGAGGUGGUUUCACCUGAGAAGGCAAUUUGAGCACUGUGGAGUGAUUCUGGGUCUGGUCCUGUGAAGAUCUGACUGGAAAGGCUCAGUGUUGGAAUGGAAUAUAAUUUUUGCAUCUAAUGUGUAGAAAUAAAGCAGGAGGCAGGUCCCAAGCCCUGAUGCAUUGCCAGGUGCUUUAGCUGGAAUGUUGAACACACUCUGCUGAGGGUGUUGAGGAGCAAAGGCAGGGUGAGGUCAGCGGGGUCAGUUCUGCUGGCCAUGUGUUUUCCCCUACAAUGAUGCAGUUCCUCAACCCUGGUGAUUCAAGAAUAGCAUGUUUUCAGAUUUAGAAUGCUGUGUCCUGGGACAUAACUCGCAAAACUGAUUUUAAAAAUGUUAUAAAUGAAUGGAUUUAUGUGUAUGAUUUUCCCAAAUGACUUUUUGUUUGACCAGAGGAAGAACAACUGUGGUAAAUCUAAGUAUACCUGAUAUGCAACUGUGGGAUUAAAAUAUCUGCUUCAAAUGUAAAUCACAGCCAAACUCGAGUUGCAAAUGGAUGAACGCUCCUCCCUUAGCAUUGCUAGUGCUGCUGUAAAUCUUCCAGAUGAAGUUUGAAAUAAAAGGAGCAGGGUUGAGCAGACAAACCCAUCACAGCCUUGCCCUAGGUGAAAAAAUGUAAUACAAGUAGUCUCACUGUCUUCACGAGCAAUACCUUCACGUACUUUCUAGCUCCUAUUUUGUCUCAGGGACUUACUAAGAAAACUUUCUAACUUUCUAAGAAAACUGACUAAAGAAAAAGAAAAACUGCAAUCCUUUGAGCUGUGGAAAAGACUUUAAGUCAUUGGGUAGCUAUUUCUCGAUUUGUCUCAGAAGUGCUCAAUAGUUUGUCUGAGGGACAAAACACAGUCAAAAUUCAUGGGGCAAGAGCUUGGUGGUUUGUCUUCAGCUCCAGCAAUGGAGCAAAACCUGGAGUAUGGAAGAGCUGGAUUCACUGGGAGGGGGGUCGAAUCUGUAUUGCUUACCCUGCAAAAGAAUAUCUUAAGCAUAUGGAGGUUUGGACUUGUCUGGUUUCCACCUUCUGUGUUGUGCCUAAUGUGCCAUGUGAAUAUUAAAACACUCGUAGAGCCAGGGAGGAGAGAACAAUUGCUUUUCUACCAGCCUACUGUGAAUCCCUCUUGUAGGAGGUUAUGCAUAGCUCUGCUCUCCUACUUCCAUGCUUAAUUAAUUUUUUACAUUAAAAUGAAAUAUUAUUUCCAGAAUAACACUCUUCAGAUUUUCCAGAAUAACACUCUUCAAAUGUUAUUUCCAGAAUAACACUCUUCAAAUUCCAGAAUAACACUCUUCUGUCCUUCACCAGGACAGAUAAAGGAGUUGAAAUAAAUUUUUCCUGUUUUCUGAAUGAAAUUCCUAAUUUACAUUUUGGGUAAAGAGAUGCUGUAUUCAUUUUCCAUGUGGAUCUGGUUUUUGUGCCUCAGUUUAACUUUAGAAUUUUAUAAUGAGGAUAACAGAGCAAUCCUGGACUAUAUCAUAGGGGAAGCACAUGACAUUAUAUUUAAAAGGAGCAGCAUUGCAGCUGCCGCGUGCUGUCUGCUGGACCCAAGGCUUGGGGCAGGUGAGCCUUGAGCAGUGAAGUGCCUGUGCUGGACACUUUCACACCUCUUGCAACUGCAGAGUAACCACAGAGCCGUGCAGUUGUACCAUGUUAGCUCAGGAAAUGAGUGUGAUGGGUUGGAAAUCUGAGGGUUGCACUCCUGGGAGAAGAGUGAACACAUGGAAGAAGUGAGUCAGGUUUUCAGAGCCUUGACUGCACGUUCAUUGUCCUCCUGUCUGGUGGGACAGAUUGGGCUGGUUACAGAAGCCAUGGCUGUGCAUGGAGAGGUGGCAGAGUGAAGGUUGCUCCAGCCAGACUCCCACCCUGCUCUCCUACUCUCUUCCCAUGGCCCCUGACUUCUCAGGGCCGUUUUCACCUCCUGCCACCAUCCGGCCAUCGGCACUGACCUCCUUUGAGGACCUGUGUUCAGUGUACCCUGAAAAUCUCACUAAUAUGGUGUUUGCUGCCUUUCCCAUGUCCACCCUGGUGUUCAUAUCCUCGAUGAAUUCCAGCUGGUUAAUGAGGCAUGCCUUUCCCUUCCAGAAGCCACGGUGCCACUACUUAACCCCUUGCCUGCCGUCCUUCCCAGCACCCCAGGGGCUACACAAAUAAAAUGAGCUCCCUGAGCCGUGGUACUGCCAGGAUGUACAGCAUAUGCCUGUGGUGCUGCAGGGAAUCUGAAUUUCCUUUUGUGCUGCAUGGAGCAUCUCAAGUUUCUGGAGGUGUCACAAGCAAUUAAUCAUCUAAGACUGGCCCAGAAUCCUUCUGCUCAGAAUCAUUGUGGAGGUUUGUUCAUAGUGAAGUUUUGAAUCUGAAUUUGAUCUGCAUUUCUACUGUCCUUAGAUAUCCCUAAAAAUAAUUCUCAGUGUUGCUUGCCUUUGCUUGUACACUCAUUAGAAGUGGUGCAGCUUGCUCCUUCACACAAUUUCCUCUAUUUUUUGAGGUUGUCUCCAGGACUCUCAGUUAAACACAACCAAUCAAAAAGGCAGAAAUGGUUUUUGGUUCCUCACAGGGCAGCUCACCAUUGUGUGCUUUCCUACACCACUGAGCUGAAGAUGCUCUCUUACUCUGAGUGAUGUGGUGGUUCAGUAGUAUUUUAACAAAUAUUUAGGCAAAUCAGUUGCUUUGGGGGUUUUCAGUUGCUGGGCACUGAAUGGAUCUAUUCCAGUGACAGUGGUGUAAUGUCACCAUUCGGAUUAUUGCUCCAGGGAGCCUGGGGCACUGGGUGAUGUCACUGGGAAUGAUGUGUGGGCUGAACCAUGACCAUGGAAACUGCUUGGAGGGGUGUGUGCCAUGGGUGCUCUAGGGACACACUUGCUCACAUCAUGAGAGCCAGCCAGUUCCCCUGGGGGAUCUCUCAGAAGGAUGGACGGCUUUGUCCUCAAAACAAACUCAAGUGCAUCUGGCCCAUUAUUUCCCUUGGGAGGUCUGUGUUUGCUGAGGGGAGGAAUAAGAUACAUUCCUUGUUCAGGUUUCUGUAAAUAUGGCUAGAACACCUCCAGAGUCAGGUUUAAUGGGUGUCAACACUGAGUCUCUGUUCCCUCUGUCUGAUCACUGGUGGGGGGCUCAGGAAGGUUCCUGGAAGGAGGGAGGUACUGCACCAAUGUGCUCCACACUGAACCUCUGAUCAGACGCCUUGAGGGACAGGGGACUCAUGCUGCUGAUUUACCACACCUGUAACCCCCAAACAAGGCUCCCUGAUGCUGAGGCUUCACCAGGAGCCAGGGGAAAGGAGCCAUUCUUUGAUGACCAAAGGCUGUUGACACAGUACUGGGGCACUGAGGUCAGGACCAUGAGCAUAGCCAGGCAAAUGUGACACCCACCACUCCUACUGCAACCUGCCCAAAAUGGCCUGCUCCUCUGGAACCAGGUCCUGCAGGACAGUCCAAUUUUUUGGUGCUAAGAGAAGUGUCUGCUAGAGAAGACACUAAUUUGGGGGGUGGGAUUAGACUGAUGGCAAGUUGCCCACCUUACAUGCAUGUGUCAGUGAUGGCUUCACACUGCAUCUGUGCACUUGCAAAUAUGUGGCUGCUUCCCAAACCACUCAGGACCGUCAGAACCAUCCAGAAAACAUUUCAAAGUCAUAGAAUCAUAGAACUUGAGCUGCAAGGGACUCAAGAAUCAUCGAAGUCCCACACCUGGGUCUGCACAGGACACCCCACAAGUCACACCCUGUGCCUGACAGCACUGUCCAAACACUUGAGCUCUGUCAGGCUGGUGCUGUGACCACUGCCCUGGGGAGGC
Molecule: messenger RNA, 7338 nt
Organism: Motacilla alba alba
Lineage: Eukaryota; Metazoa; Chordata; Aves; Passeriformes; Motacillidae
Gene: EVA1A
Product: eva-1 homolog A, regulator of programmed cell death
Exons: 8
Coding region: 96-1559 (487 amino acids)
Molecular function (GO): carbohydrate binding
Source: RefSeq, a predicted model, not a curated record